AUUUCCUCUGAUCCAAAGGACAGUUCUGGCAGGGGCUCUGCCUGAAAGGCCAGAGAGGGAAAAGAGUGAGAGGGAGCGUGGGGGUGAAAAGUACAAGCAGGUGGUCUGGUAUUUCUCCUUCAGGGCAGGUCACUGCCUGAUGCUGUUGUUCCUCUGCGACAGACCAGAAUUGCAACAUUACUCUGGCCUGUUCAGCAAAUGCGAAGCUCCUUCUGGCUGAGGGCUCAGCGUCCGCACUUCCCGCCGGGGCCCUGGCUGACCCGACGCUGGGCAUGGAGAGAGGGGAGCAGUAUCGCAAUCCCACCGAGGUGCAGAUGAGCCAGCUGGUGCUGCCAUGCCACACAAACCACUGUGGCGAGCUGAGCAUCGGGCAGCUGCUGAAGUGGAUUGACACCACAGCCUGCCUCUCUGCCGAGAGACAUGCUGGCUGCCCCUGCGUCACGGCUUCUGUGGAUGAUAUCUAUUUUGAGCACACGAUUAGACAGAUUCAAAUAAUGCCUCCCUGGCAGCAGCAGCAUGGGAAGAACAAUGUCUGUGUUGGGCAAGUUGUUAACAUCAAAGCCAAAGUAAACCGAGCCUUUAACUCUAGCAUGGAGGUUGGCAUACAGGUCAGCUAUGAAGAUCUGUGCAGUGGAAAGCAGUGGAUUGUGUGUAAGGCCUAUGCUACUUUUGUUGCACAAGGCAAAGCAACUGGCAAGAUGAAGCUAAAGCCGCUGGCUCCUCAGACAGAGGAAGAGAAGAUGGAAUACAGCAUUGCUGCUGAGCGCCGCCGAAUGCGCCUGGCGCACACUGACACCCUCAAGGAUCUCCUCACCCACAGCACCAUGCCAACCGAGUGUGAGAACGGAGACUGCAACACCGUGGUGCCUGCUGAAAAGACCAGGGUGGAGAGUGUGGAACUGGUGCUGCCCCCUCAUGCCAAUCAUCAGGGGAACACCUUCGGAGGCCAGAUCAUGGCGUGGAUGGAAAACGUUGCCACGAUAGCAGCAAGCCGGCUGUGCCAUGCCCACCCCUCUCUGAAGACCAUUGAAAUGUUCCAUUUCAGGGGACCAUCACAAGUUGGGGACCGCCUCCUGUUAAAAGCUAUUGUUAAUAAUUCGUUCAAAAAUAGCAUGGAGGUUGGCGUUUGUGUGGAGGCCUAUCGACAGGAAAUGGAAGUCAGUCGAAGACAUAUCAACAGUGCCUUCAUGACGUUUGUUGUCUUGGAUCAAGAGGGUCAGCCCAGUGCCAUUCCAAUGGUGAAACCAGAAGCUGGGGAUGGGGAGAGACGGUACAGAGAAGCCAGUGCUAGGAAAAAAAUUAGAUUGGACAGAAAAUACAUCAUUUCCUGUGAACAGACAAAAGUGCCAUUGUCAGUGCCCUGGGACCAAAGUAACAAGGUUUAUCUGAGCUACAACAAUGUUUCUGCACUGAAGACUCUUGUAGCGAAAACCAGUUGGGUACUUGCCACAGAAAUAGACAAGGUCAGGAUGUACACGCUGGAGGAAGACAAGUAUCUCUCCUUCCGAAUAGAGAUGACCCUCUGCAUUGAUGCAACACAGGCCUUCUUCCUUCUGUCAGACUUAAGACAGAGGCACGAAUGGGAUAGACAUUAUGCGAGUGCUGAGCUUGUCCAGCAAGUUGAUGAAGAUGACAUGAUCUACCACGUGCUUAGUCAGACGGUUAGUCAAGAAAACAAGCCUCAGGACUUUGUUAUCUUGGCGUCAAGAAGAAAACCUUGUGAUGAAGGUGACCCAUAUGUCGUCGCGUUCAGGUCGGUCACGCUGCCCAGCCGUCCACCAAACCCCGAGUACUCCCGAAGGGAGACGAUGUGUUCUGGCUUCUGUAUUUGGCAGGAGACAGCCGAGCUAACCAAGGUGUCCUAUUACAACCAGGCAGCUCCAGGAUACCUGGCUUACGUCACGACUAACAUUGCAGGACUGUCCUCGGACUUCUAUGUUACCUUCAAAGCCUGUGAGAGAUUCCUGCAGAAGAACAAAGAUGAGAUCACAGUUGGGCUUCAGAAUCUGUAACUGUUGGCCCUUUUUGCACACUGCUGUGUGAAUAUCUUGUACAUACUGAAGCGAUUGGUCUGUGUAGGUGAGAGCACAUGGAGAGUAAUUACUUAGAUAAUGUUAGUGGCAUUGCUAGGAGCACAAUGACUUGAAAUCCAUCCAUUGUAGCAUGACUAGAAUCAGCUCUUCAUCAAGCACACUAGAGAGAUAAUGAUGAGAAAUGUAAUGGCUGGAGCCAAUCUGUCUAAUCAGGGAGAGGGAUUAUUAGGGCCAAACUCUGUGGCAACUGUAGGGGCUUCUAUUACGGUUUAUCUGAGUACAAAAUUUGGCCUGGGGUGGGAUGGGGAGAGAGGUCCAGGUGGUCUCUACAUGGCCAGUGUUUCAUUGCGAAGUCAGUCAGAUCACUCUGAGGUCUAGUGCUAGAGCAGCAUGUAAUCUGCUAAAAAGCACCAGCCUUAUUUUAUUUGUAUUCAAUCUCGUAACCUCAUGUUCAGGAAUUGACUUUCUGACAGCAUCACCUGCGCUUGAACCUUUGUGUAAGAGUAACGGUUACUAAAUGAAUUAUUUUUUUCACCAGUUCUUGUAAUUCAAUGGAGGAAUUGUCCAUCUUUAAUCCAAUGAAGUAAAUCAGGACAGGCUUUAGUGGGGCAGAAGGCCAGCCUUGUCUCCGGUAACACAGUACUGUUGUGUUUGACACACUAGGCAUUAUGAUGCAGGAUACCUCACUGAUGUGCUGCCAAUUUCAUGUUCUGUCUUUCACACACCAUACAAAAGAUGGGAGUGAUAAUAAAGAAAGCCCGUUCACCUUA
Chelonoidis abingdonii (Abingdon island giant tortoise) is the source of this 2803-nucleotide messenger RNA. RefSeq names its product acyl-CoA thioesterase 11 (gene ACOT11). The record is from RefSeq and is a predicted model, not a curated record. Gene Ontology annotation, cellular component: cytoplasm; cytosol. Lineage: Eukaryota; Metazoa; Chordata; Testudines; Testudinidae. Gene Ontology annotation, biological process: acyl-CoA metabolic process. Gene Ontology annotation, molecular function: lipid binding; long-chain fatty acyl-CoA hydrolase activity.